Eufriesea mexicana is the source of this 3167-nucleotide messenger RNA. Its product is annotated as bromodomain-containing protein 4. The transcript is spliced from 9 exons. Bases 22 to 2208 code for a protein of 728 amino acids. The record is from RefSeq and is a predicted model, not a curated record. NCBI's taxonomy places the organism in Eukaryota, Metazoa, Arthropoda, Insecta, Hymenoptera, Apidae.
GUCGCUGUCGUGUCCGAGAAGAUGGCUCAUCCGCCUCAUAGUAAUUACGCGCCCAGCGAGGUCUACUCCUCCACAGAACCGCCACCGGCGUACAUCAGGCCAAAGAGUACAGCGGUUCAAAUCGCAAGAAUCGCGGCCGUCACCUUGGUGACUAUGUGCGUGGUCCUUGGAAGCUUCAUCCUUGCAGCAUCCUGGGUCCAAGCUCGGGCAUCUUGCACCCCUGAGUCCAUUGCCGCUAUGCAGGCUGAGCUCAGGUUGCAGCAGCAGCAGCAACAGCAACCAUCCUCCGUCUCCUACCAGCAAACCGGAUUCUUCAAACACCUACAGCCGGAAGCUCUCAUCCAGGAUACCAUCGAGACAAAGGAAGUAUCGCAGUCCUUGGCUGAACAAACACCACCGAAGAAGGAAGCGGAGCCAGACACCAAGGACGUGAAACUCCACAAGGAGGAUGAGAACAAUUCAAAGUCAGAUAACGAAAGCGGCGACCAUGACGACGAUGACGACGACUACGAUGACGACGAGUUCCCUCCUGUACACAUUAAGCUGCCACUUCAAUUCGAUUUCGACGAAAUUGCCGGCACCCUGAUUCAAGAGGCACGCAGCAGAGUUUCUUGCGUGGUUGAGAGACGAAGGGCUGACCAAGUGAUGGACGGUGCUAAUAAUAAUAAUAUCGACAAUGGUACUGAUUCUCGCUACCAAAGACUGAGCGGAGAACGUGUGGCUAUUUUGUGCGAAUCUGGCAAUCCUCAUCAAGAGCAACAGGAUCAAGAAAUGCUUACGCCAAUCAUCAUUCCUUUGGGAACCGUCCAAGUACCAGUCCAGAAUCAGGAACCAAAUCCAAACUACUACCAGUACCAAGUGCACACUCAAUAUCAAGUUCCUGAUAUGCAACAGUUACCACUCAGCGAUCCACGUGGACUUAAUCAUAUUCCACCUGGCGUCCUUCCUCCUGAAUUGCGAAAUAUCCCUCAAGUAAUCAUGGAGAUGAGGCCUCCUCGUGUAGGUCCACAGGCACCCAUGAUGGGACCACAAUCCCCCCCAAUGGGCCCACAAGUGGAGGUACGCCGAAUUCCCAUCGAGUUGCGUCAUUUCCUGGCAAAUCUUAUGAGACGUAUGCGACCACCAAUGCCCCAGGAACCGCAACAAGUGCCCGUGAUGUACCAACAAGUCGAGCAAACAUCUGGAGGUUACGGUCAAGAACAAGGUCCAGCGAUGAUGCCUCCUCCAGCACCGCAGCCAGAAGCUCAGGUUCACGAGCAAAGGAUUAUUCCUCACGUGUUGAUCCCACAAACCGAACAACGUCCACCUCAAUUACCACCUCAAAUGCCACCUCAAAUGCCGCCUCAAAUGCCACCUCAAAUGCCACCUCAAAUCCCGCCUCAAAUCCCACCUCAAAUGCCGCCUCAAAUACAACCCCAAGUGCAGCCCCAGAUGCAACCUCAGCCUCAAACUCAGCCACAGCCUCAACCACAGCCGCAGCCUCAGGUUACUGAGAGACAACAUUCGCCCUUCCAAGGAAUUCCAUUCGAAAUUCGAAGGAUCAUCCAACAAGUACCUUUAGAGAUCAAGAAUAUCAUUCAACAUAUCACUGGUGAGGUGAGACCAGUGCCUGUACAAGUACCUGAAGGUGCUCGCCGCGAGAACGUACAAGAAUUUAAACCGUUCCCGGAAGGAGCACAACCCAUUCCUCUGGGACUUCCACUUCCGGUAGAGGUUCGAAAUCUAUUGGAGCAUGGAAAUAUCGAGGGUCGUCAGCGACCGGAUGGUUCCAGCGAACAACAGGAAGCUAAACCUUUCCCCGGACCGGAAGAUGACAGCGAGGAAGAAAGGAACUUCCCUGUACCAGCAGAAAUUCGUAACAUAAUUCAUCAGGUCGUAGAAGGUAAUGCUUUUCCAGUACCAAGAUUUGCUAUGUCGCUGAGACCUGUCGAAUCUUUGGAGAUACCUGUUGAGGCUCGUGCUGAAGUCUCCGAUAGCCAAAGUUCCGAACAAGAAUCAGAGCAGAGACAGCAGGAACAGCAACAAACGACUCACUUGAUGAUGCAACAGCAGCAACAACAGCAGCAAGCUCAACAGCAACAACAGGAGCAAGAAGAGGAAAGUCGCCCACACUACGUCCAGCCACGUUCAGUGCGUUCCAUCCCAGAGGCAUUCACCCAUCGCCGUGAGAAACGUGUACGCCGUUGCGCUUGUGAUUGCGCUUGUUAAUUCCACUUGCAGCGCAUCGGAUCGAAUGUCCCAUCGUACCCGGUCAAAGAUGCCCAAAAAAGAAGAAAAGCAUCUCGGAACAUGUUUGACGAGUUCCUGUAACCCGAAAAAACAUUUUUCAGGCUAUCACAGUACAUGAACGUUUUCCUCCUUAAAUUUCAUAUUUUUGUAAAUUUUACUCAAGUAAACUGGACCAGGUACCUCACAUCGUAGAAGAUAAUAUGGGACGAGUGUCGCAGAGGUUAAGAGCGUUUCGUUAAGUUUGUAGUAUUAUAUCGUUAUAAAGCAACAACGCCACGGACAUAUUUUAUUUAGGCUGUUCAUAGUACGAUGGAAGCAAAUAAAAUGGCAAAAAUAAAGACAGUACGUGGCCCAGAAGACACUGUAGAGAGUAGAGAUUUAUAUCAACAGGGAUACACCUACAAUUAGGGGGGAGGAAGAUCUAUUGUUUACGAGUGAUAUUCUUUCUAAACUAACACGUCUCCAAUGGAGGAAAGGCAUUAAUUUUGUCAUUACAGUUUCUUCUUCUAGUGAUGUAACCACAUACAGGGAGAAAAUGGGAGAUAUGAAUAAAUCUGUGAUCGUUUCGUUCAUUAUCAUUGAAAAAGAAAAAAAAAGAGAAAGAAAGAAAGAAGAAACUAAUAAUAUUCUUAAAUAUAAUCAGAGACAAGUUUGUAACGUUUCAUAACGAUCCCUAUGUAUUAUGUGGAUUUGAUCAAGAGACACGUCAAAUUCUUUAAUUCGUGAUCAAUAUCGAUUUUUUCGUUUGGUUACUUUUAAUCGGUUGUUUGCUUGAAAGAGUGAAAAUAAAGUUUGAAAAUCCUUUCGUAAAAUCCAAUUUCCGGCUUCGACGUGUAUAUUAUUACUCUUGUUCUGUAUUUGCAGCCUCGUUUUUUUGAACAUCACUUUUUACGUCUAUCCUAAAUUGUUUUAAGGUAUGGAUAUUUUAUUAUUCUAUA